Molecule: messenger RNA, 778 nt
Organism: Manihot esculenta (cassava)
Lineage: Eukaryota; Viridiplantae; Streptophyta; Magnoliopsida; Malpighiales; Euphorbiaceae
Exons: 2
Coding region: 208-651 (147 amino acids)
Source: RefSeq, a predicted model, not a curated record
UGUGUUUGGUAAAAGGGAAAAAGAGGAUAGGGAGAUAGAAAGAGAGAGAAAAUGAAGUACCUGGAUCAAGGAUCGCUCUGUGCCUCUCCCAUACCUCCCAUCUUCCAAACACAGUAUUAAGCACGUGAGCGCUAUACAUCUGUAAAACCCCAAACAAAAACCCUUCCAGAACUGUCCGAACACCAAAUACACUGGUCCUCGAACACCAUGGCGAAAGCUGAAAUUGUUACUCAGCAAGAUAGCUCAGAAGAACCGAAAAAUCUGUUCUCAUUCCUGAAGAGAUUUGGUCUAAAACUUCCAGUCUUUAAUGAAGAUAAGAAGGCGCCAUCAAAAUCUGUGGUCAAAGACGAAGCGGAAAUGGCAGUAGGUGGCGACGGGGAGGCGGAUAAUACAAAGCAGAGGCCAAAUUUUGUGAGGUUCCCAAACGCUCAUCCCAUAAUUCCACCACCGCUGGAUAUCGAGCUCGAAGAGAGCAGCGGAAAGACUCAUAAUCCAGUAAUUAUCUGGCAGGUUUAUGCCCUUGGUGGGUUCAUUAUCUUGAAGUGGGUAUGGGCAAGAUGGAAGGAAAGGAAGGAAAGAGCUAAGAAAGCAUCACCUGAUAACGAUCAACCUUCUGAUGAAUAUCUAUCGCCACCUGAUGAUAAUGAUUGAUUCUGAAGUCAUGCUGAAAAUGUAAUUGUAGCAGGUAAAUGUCAAGCGGGUUAGGUUAGCCAACAGCGACUUUUGUAAUUUCUCUUCUUUCUUGUUAUCCAUGAAGUUACAUGCUCUUUGCUUUUAA